This is a messenger RNA of Hyla sarda, 723 nucleotides long. RefSeq lists its product as uncharacterized. Lineage: Eukaryota; Metazoa; Chordata; Amphibia; Anura; Hylidae. Gene Ontology annotation, cellular component: mitochondrial outer membrane. The coding region runs from base 1 to 603 and encodes 200 amino acids. Gene Ontology annotation, biological process: regulation of apoptotic process; extrinsic apoptotic signaling pathway in absence of ligand; intrinsic apoptotic signaling pathway in response to DNA damage. Gene Ontology annotation, molecular function: protein homodimerization activity; protein heterodimerization activity. The record is from RefSeq and is a predicted model, not a curated record. The transcript is spliced from 2 exons.
AUGGCUUCAGUAACCCACACAGACCCGCUGGUCACUGAGGCCUAUCAGUUAGCCCGAGACUAUAUGGCUUAUGUAACGGGCCGAACCACAGGGCCUGCACCCUCAGCGGCCACCCGCACCCUACGCCAGGCCGGGGACGAGCUCCUAGAAAGGUUCCCCAUCUUCUUCAAACGUUGGCCCAGAGUAUUCCAAGGGCUGACAGAGGACAAGGCCUGCGACUUCCUCAUGGAGACCAUAGAUGAGAACAUUAAGGAAUAUUGGGAUCGACAGAAGAAACACCCGGGAUACCCCAUCGACAUUCCCUGGAGCACAAUACUGUCUAUAUAUGUCCUGUCCGGGCAGAUGGCCAUAUACUGCCAAGAACAUGGCAUGGAAAACGUGACCGACCAGCUGGCCGAGAGAGUGGGCGCCUAUGUGGAGAAACAAAUCUGCCCCCUGCUUAGAAAACAAGAUGGAUGGGUUGGUUUUGUUGAAUAUUUUGGGAAAAAAGAAGACCUAGAGAGGAAGACGUUCCGUAUCUGCUGCAUCGCCCUCGCCGUCUGCUCGGCUUUAAUACUUAUUUGCUUCUUAUGGAGGAAGAAACUCUCGUCUCCUUCUCUAUAAACCAUCAACAGAAAGUGACAGGUCUGAAAUGAUGCAGCCUGAGCCAAGAUAAGCAGCAUUCACACUGAUAAUAACAACAGGAAGUGACACAUGAUGAGUGGGUGCUGGGGGGCGACACCC